Molecule: messenger RNA, 1738 nt
Organism: Jaculus jaculus (lesser Egyptian jerboa)
Lineage: Eukaryota; Metazoa; Chordata; Mammalia; Rodentia; Dipodidae
Gene: Etnk1
Product: ethanolamine kinase 1
Exons: 8
Coding region: 33-1124 (363 amino acids)
Biological process (GO): phosphatidylethanolamine biosynthetic process
Cellular component (GO): cytoplasm
Molecular function (GO): ethanolamine kinase activity
Source: RefSeq, a predicted model, not a curated record
UCGCCGUGGUGGUGUCCGCCGUCGCCUGGGCCAUGGCUCACUACAUCCACGUCCCGCCCGGCUCGCCCGACGUGCCCAAGCUGGACGUGACGGUGCAGGACCACGAGGAGCAGCGGUGCCGAGACGGGGCCCUGAGUCUCCUGCAGCACCUGCGGCCGCACUGGGACCCCCAGGAGGUUACCCUGCAGCUCUUCACAGAUGGGAUCACAAAUAAGCUCAUCGCGUGCCAUGUGGGCGAGAGCAUGGAGGACGUGGUCCUGGUGAGGAUCUACGGCAACAAGACGGAGCUGCUGGUGGACCGCGACGAGGAGGUGAAGAGCUUCCGCGUGCUGCAGGCGCACGGCUGCGCCCCGCAGCUCUACUGCACCUUCAACAACGGGCUGUGCUACGAGUUCAUCCAGGGCGAGGCCCUGGACCCGCAGCACGUCUGCCAGCCUGCCAUCUUCAGGCUCAUAGCUCGUCAGCUUGCUAAAAUCCAUGCUAUACAUGCGCACAAUGGCUGGAUUCCCAGAUCUAACCUGUGGCUAAAGAUGGGAAAAUACUUUUCUCUCAUUCCCACAGGAUUCGCUGAUGAAGACAUUAACAAAAGGUUCCUGAGCGAGGUCCCGGGCCCCCGGGUGCUGCGGGAAGAGAUGAGGUGGAUGAAGGCGGCGCUGUCCAGCCUGGGCUCGCCUGUGGUGCUGUGCCACAACGACCUGCUGUGCAAGAACAUCAUCUACAACCAGAAGCACGGUGAUGUACAGUUCAUUGAUUAUGAGUAUUCCGGAUACAACUACCUGGCAUACGAUAUUGGAAAUCAUUUCAAUGAAUUUGCAGGUGUGAGCGAUGUAGACUACCGUCUCUACCCAGACAGGGCGCUGCAGUGGCAGUGGCUGCGCGCCUACCUUGAAGCCUACAAGGAGUGCAAGGGCCUCGGCCCCGGGGUCGCUGACAGGGAAGUAGAGACACUCUUCAUUCAAGUGAAUCAGUUUGCAUUGGCUUCUCAUUUCUUUUGGGGACUCUGGGCUUUGAUUCAAGCCAAAUACUCCACUAUUGAGUUUGAUUUCCUUGGGUAUGCCAUUGUCCGUUUCAAGCAGUACUUUAAGAUGAAGCCCGAGGUCACUGCGCUAAAAAUGCCCGAGUAAAGCUCGACGUCCCGACUCUCAAGUGGCCUAGGAAUGCUUGCAGAUGGUUUUCCUUGAGAAAUUCCAAAAAGUCAAUAUCUGUUCAAACUCUUUAAUUUGUUUAUCUUGCUUUACAAAUUAUGCCUCUAAAUAACCAAUCUAUUUUUAAAUUGAAUGAUGUCAAGAAAUACAUGUACUACUGUCGGUGUGGCGGAUUUGAAGUCCAAGUCCGCAGAAGGUGUAGAGACGUCAGCUUCAGCCUCUGAUCAUUGAGUCUGUUACGUGUGGAUUAUUUAUUGCAGAUUUGACAGGACUCCGACUGCUCUCGUCUGCCUCAUGUUUGUUGAGUGUGUGCAAGGAGAAUGUUGUAGAGAAUUAUUUUAGGUUUUGUUAAUAAGGUUAAUUUAGAAAAACAUUCUAGUUGUUCAGUGUUAAACCUGAUUCACUGUAAGUAAAAUGCAUCAUUUACUCUUGGAAUGUCAGUUACUGACUCCUGUGGGUAGCUUAUGAUAUUCCCAUAAAAUAUGCCGGGGAGGGAGAAAGGCAUCAUUCCCUGUCUGCUGCUGGUUCAGUUUUUGAAUUGGUUAUUGGAAAUAAUUUCUUUGUGGGGAAAUAAAAGUUAGGAUUGAAUUGUC